Messenger RNA from Macrobrachium nipponense, 1601 nucleotides. RefSeq lists its product as uncharacterized. The record is from RefSeq and is a predicted model, not a curated record. Bases 156 to 722 code for a protein of 188 amino acids. The transcript is spliced from 2 exons. NCBI's taxonomy places the organism in Eukaryota, Metazoa, Arthropoda, Malacostraca, Decapoda, Palaemonidae.
GCUAAUUCCUUCUUCUUAUCUCAACUCGAGAAAGUGAAGAAGCAUCAGUUGCGGAGAGACGUUCGGAUUAGACGGUUUGAGGCAUCUCCCUUUUGUCGUAAGUUUCGCCUCUGCUCGAGAAUACGAAGAAUUUAGGUAAUAAGAGUCGCCUGAAUAUGCAGUCUUUCAUCCAGUCAAAUAAGAUUCUCUCAAGAGUGAUGGAGCACAUACGGGUAUCCUGCUCAAGUGACCAGGGGCCGCCCGAGCCACAGUCUCCAACUCCAAGCGGUUCAGACCAGCAACCGAAGCCGGGGGAGAUCGAGGCCGCUGCUUUAAUGAAAGAUGAAACUCCUGUGAUAGUGGCUUCCAUGAGAGGCGGGCAUCGUUGCUUAGCCGCUGACAGGAGCGAGUGUGCAUUCCUCAAGUAUCUCCCAGGACAAGAAGCCUAUCCUUUGCCAGUCAGCGAAAGUAAAAUCAGCGAAAGUACUGAAAAUGGAAUUGUUAGCUUUGGGAGAACAUGCACCUACUGCCACAGGACGUUUUGCACUACUUCCAAUAUGAACAGACACUUACGGCUGGAGCACGGUGUUACACCGAAUACCGAGCAGCAGGGUAAAUAUAGACACAAGAAAAUUGCCAAUAAACGUAUUUUGUGCCUCAGAUGUGGGAAGGACUACAAGUUGUGGAAAUAUUAUUCUUGUCACCUCAAACUAGGCCGAUGUAAUAAGAAGAACGACCAGUGAACAGAACUCUUAUUUCGAGGCUACUUCUCCCAACUUUGCGAUAAUUGGAACCUAUUUUGGGCCAGUGCCUGAAAUGGAUCUUUACUUUGGCACUUGUUUUUCCUUGUUUCUUUGUUAAAGUAUUUAAAUCUCACUCGUCAGGGAUCUCAAAGAACAACGUGUUCUGCUUUUUAUAUCUUUCACAUUAUUUCCUGAUGAUAGGAUGAUAGUUAAGCGAUGGAUUCUACAAGACCACUUUUAAUACUUACGGGCAAGGUGCUGGCAAAGUAUGCCAUUAUUCAUUUACAUUAUUGCUUGUGUAUAUCGUUAUCUUACAUUAUUUAUAUAAUUGUUACCGCUAUUAUUUGACAACAACUCUUGUGCUUUUAAAUAUUCAAAAUAAAUAUUUAAAUAUUCAAAUGUAAAUCCAAUGUUUUUAUGUUCAGCAAUGUUAGUAUAUACUAAGUUAUAGUUGUUAACGCUGUGGCAUAUCAUAGGAAAGUGAGACAAUAAUCUCAGAUGAGUUAUUUGAAAAUAUGGUUUUUUAAAUGAAAAGUUAUUUUUAUAUUAAACCGAGUUUUUUUUCUAUUUUUGAGGGGGAAAAUCCACCUAGACUUAGUUGACGUUUAAUCAGGUUGAAAAAUUAUUUCUGCCUUUUAGCAAUAGUCUAGAAGAUCGGUAAAUGAUUGAUAUAGUAUAUAUAUUUUCUGUUAACUAUCUAAAUAAAAAUCCAGAACUGGCCUAAAAUGCUUCAGAAAGAGAAAACACUUCAGGUGAAGGUAGAAGGAAAACAAACCAUGAUGAAGAAUAAGGGAAACAUUAAUAAUGUCAUCCUCAUUACAUUCAUUCACUGAUGCCCCGUGGUAAGGUCUUAACUUCUCAAAUCCACUGCAGGGAGCC